CGGAUCUUAUUGCACAGAACGGCCCGCACAGAUAAACGAAACAAUUUACGAUCCUAGACAAUUAUCGAUUUUCGUGGGAAGUAACUGAUACCUCUAGUCAAUAAAAAAUUUGAUUACAAAAAGCGAACUGCAUUGAUAUCGUUUCGAUGUCCACUAGUUAAGACUGAACACUUCAAUCGACGACAUGUGGAAAUCAUUUUUGACCAUACUCUGCAUAGCAGAGUUGACGGCAGCAGAAAGUACCCAAUGUUCCGAAGAGUUUGCGCUCAAACAUGGAGCGUUGUUUGCCAUUCCGGGAUUGUGCGACAAAUAUCUGGCAUGUGCUCGUGGUCAUCUGGCCGAGUUCAGCUGUCCACCUGGAGCGGUGUUCGAUGUAAAUUCGAGUCGGUGCAGUAGCGACCCUCAAGCCAAGUGCGCAGAAGAAAACUGGGCUGUUGCAGAUGGUGUUUGUAGUAAUUUAGAUGAGGCAUUAGCGAUUCCGGAUCCUCAUAGAUGCACAAGCUAUGUAUUGUGUCUAGGCGAGUUCACCAUCGCAAAGAAAUGUGACCACGGGUUGUUGUUCAACUCGCUAAUCGGGAUAUGUGAUACUGCACAGAAUGUCGUAUGUGAUGUUACGUGUCCUACAGAAGGGGACGAAGUGACUUAUCUGCCAGAUUCUACCGGACAGAAUUGUGCUAGGUACCACAUCUGUGAGAAUGGUUUUCCUCAACCUGCUGAAUGUUCGACUAUGCAGUACUUUGAUCUAGUGACGGAAACUUGUACAAAUCCCGCUGAGUCUUCGUGUAGAGUUCAGGGCGUAACAUGUUCAGAGCUGGAUGAAUCUAUUGCUAAUCCGGAAAGCUAUACCAGCUAUUACAGAUGUGAGGAAGGGUUUCCUCAUUUAAUGGAAUGUGACGCAGAGCACCAUUUCUUCGAUGGGCAAUGUGUUCCUGGGGACUGUGACGAUUUUUUAACAGAUGACACGGAGGGAACCACAGACGAGGGUACAACAUCAGAACCCGUAACUCAGUCGACAAUUGCAACUCCAACUGAAAGUCCAUCUACCAUUACAACAGGUUCACCUCCGGCAACUCCUGAGAUUACAACGGAAUCUACGACUACCACUCAAUCAACCAUUACUAUGCCAUCGACAAUCACUACGGAGUUACCCGUAACGACUCCCGAAUUCACUACAGAAGUUUCUACAGAAACACAAUCAACUAUUGUUACGCCCACUGAUAGUCCAUCAACUAUCACAACAGAAUUGCCUUCUACGACUCCGGAACUCACGACAGAACAGUCUACAGCAACUCAAUCAACGAUUGGUACACCAACUAUUACGACGGAAUUACCUGUCACAACUCCAGAGAUUACCACCAUACUAUCCACAGAAACUCAAACGCCAACCGGUACUCCAUCUACAAUCACAACACCUCCCACGACCCUGGAGCUUACAACAGAACUUUCAACAGCUACUCAAUCCACCAUUCCAACGCCAACCACGGAAUCACCGGUGGCCACGACUCCGGAGAACACAACGCCCAUCAUAACAUCGCCAACUCCGUCGACGAUUACAACGACUUCUACGCAAACGGUGGAGUCUUCUACCGUAACUGGUGAAGCCACCACAGCCACUACUGACACCCCGUCCACAGAUCCGGCAGUCGUAUGCCAAGGCGUAGAUAUCGGCAUUUUUGCCCAUCCGUUCAACUGUUACCAGUACUUUGUGUGCAUUUUCGAUGCCGGUUGGCUGUUCACCUGUGGUAAUGGGCAGAUUUUUGACCCGUUGCUGGUUUGCGUGGCCGGCGAUAGGGAGACCUGUGUGCGGAGCUGACUGAGCGUGUAGAAUCGAGAAGGGAAGGCUGAUCGAUCAGUCCUCAACCCAAUGUCAGCUGGAGUAGAUUGAAAGCUGUUUUUCAAUUAAGUCAUCCGAAACAAUAGAGACAACACAAUAAAAUUAUGUCCUGGGAUA
Messenger RNA from Aedes albopictus (Asian tiger mosquito), 1951 nucleotides. Its product is annotated as integumentary mucin A.1. Lineage: Eukaryota; Metazoa; Arthropoda; Insecta; Diptera; Culicidae. Gene Ontology annotation, molecular function: chitin binding. Bases 185 to 1813 code for a protein of 542 amino acids. Gene Ontology annotation, cellular component: extracellular region. The record is from RefSeq and is a predicted model, not a curated record. The transcript has 2 exons.